Amoebophrya sp. A25 is the source of this 1846-nucleotide messenger RNA. Lineage: Eukaryota; Dinophyceae; Syndiniales; Amoebophryaceae. The record is from the annotation of a GenBank genome assembly.
AGUACGUAACAAUAGGGUGAUCGUCGACGUAUCUGGAAUGCUUUUCUUCACAUAUCAUCUUAUCAAGAAAGUUUCGUGGUCUUGGUGGCUUUCUAGUACGUCUAUCUUCAUAGUUAGUGUGGAGCAGGAGCAUUUCACCAGUGGUCUAACCUGGAAUUAUGGGGUGUUGUAGUGCCAAAAAUGAGGGUGUGAGUCCUGAAGCCUUCUCGACACAGGUCGAGCCAUUUACAGCGGACUCUUCGGAAGAGUCUUUCACCGAAAUCCAUGACCCCCAUCGUAAUAAAACUACAGGACUGCAGAAGGGAAAUUUAUGGGCCGCUUUUAAAUCCUAAUCCAUCCUCCUCAGCAUGAUUUUGGUGCCCUUUUGCCGUGUAUUAAUGAUCCUAUGAUUAUGAAAAUGAAUUAUUACAUACAAGGUUAAUAAAGGGGUCCAGAUGAGAGGGCCACUGAGUUGAAAGAUCAUGAAUACUGACUUUGGAAAGUCCUCGGUUGUAUACUUUAUUAUUAUAAAAGCCGACUCUAAGAAAUGGCGCUUCGUCAUCGAGUACGAACGCGACAGCAGAUGGGGCGAGAGGGAGUAGCUCAACAGGCGCAGACUCAGAGGCUGUAGACGCUGACACCUUGCUUCAGGUGAAGCGGUAUGUUAUGGCAAGCUCAGAAAGAAAAACAACCGGUCAUUUUUCCCUCAUACACUCUAGCCUAGUAGUCCCACCAUCCAAUACAGAAGAUGCUCUUCUUUAGCGCUAACAGAGCUGACUAGCAUGAGCAUGGAGUAAUCACACGAGUGGUCGUUGACUCUUUUUGGCAAGCUGCAUAUUCCGCAGUCUUGAUAUUCGCUUUGAUAUAGAACGAGACCAAGUGCGGGCUAGAGUUGUAGACCCUCCGAUGCCGUUGAGAUGACUAGUCCUUCCACAUUCUUCCAGAUUAACUGGGAGUGUUCAACGAACGCUCAUGUUUCUAAUCACAGUGCCGACACAAACAAUGAGGGAGAUGUGAUAGAUGUCCUGUACAGCACUGAAGAGGAGGUGGUGGACGCCGGCACCUUGCCAAAGCUGAAGCAAGCGAAUAAAGCAGGAAAAUUAUGACAAGAGAUGUCUGUCUCUGUGGAAUUUUUGUCUUACACGUGUCGUCAUGCCAUUUCAAUUUCCUAGGGUAUUGUUUAGUCUCCUAGAUAGUAUGUGUAAGACUAUGUGAGACAAAUUCUACACACUUUUGCAUUCUCUGUUGUGCCGUUGAGCGUACUUUUGUACAGACCGACGGUGUAGGGGAACAUUCUUUUAGUCUCGUACUAUUUUUACCAGUAGACUUACUAGUACUCCAGUACUACGUUUUUUUACGAUCUUAUAGCAAGAGUUUUGCAUCAAUCACUUGAUUGGGUGACUACAUCAGAACUACUACGUGAUUUGAUGAUAGCAGUUCUCAAGAAUCUAAGAAAAAGCAGCAUCGUAACCGGAGGAGGAGGCAUGUCGAUGGGAGGAGGGAAAACAGGUGAAGGAGGCGAUCUUGCUUUUGCACCUAUCUCAAGCAAUAAUUUUUUACAAUGACACCACUCGGUGGUUGUCAUCACUACUCUAGGGGUUGCGUCACGAAUGUCGCAUGAGACAGAUGAUGGUCACAGUAAUGAUGAUGACAGUCAUGCCUUGAUGAUCAUGCAGUAUGAUACGAACACGAAGGCCCCAUCCUGGUGCGUGGGAGUAUGAAUCGUGAUGCUAGCUUUCUGUACUCUCUUGCCACAUUCACAUGUUCAUCACUGCUUACAAACAAGGUGACGUGUCAUGAAAAGGACUAAAAUGAAGGACAGUAUAGCUGCCUGAGGAACAAGAUACCGGUAGCAACCACAUGAUGG